AUGGGCGCCGCUGUACAAGCUUUGCCUGGGCUUUUCUCGUCUCUCCUUCCGCCUGCACAUCUUCUAGCUUACUCCACACUGCUUGGAACCGAGCUGUAUCAGAGUUUCGUAAUGACCAAGGUCGCCUACCAAGCUCUCCCCAGAUCAGCUUUUACGACUUUGCAGAAGCGUGUUUUCCCAAUAUACUUCCAAAGCCAGUCAAUCCUUCUGCUCAUCGUUGCGGCAACAUUUCCACCUCAUGGGCCGAUCUCGAUAUUCCAAAAGAGAGGAGAUUGGAUAGCUCUCGCCAUUGCUGGGGUCACUGCAGGGUUCAAUUUGAUCGUAUUUGGCCCCAGGACACAAGCUUUGAUGAUUGAGAGGGUCCACCAAUUACAGCUCAAGGGAACCAUGAGCGACGAUAUGAAGAUUCUUAAUCGAGCUUUCUCUAGGGCUCAUGCAAUGAGCAUACAUUUGAAUCUCAUCACGAUUGGAGCGACGAUAUGGUGCGGGCUGCGUUUGGCGUCAAAUCUACAGUUCGAAACUGGUUGA
This is a messenger RNA of Alternaria alternata, 528 nucleotides long. RefSeq lists its product as hypothetical. The coding region runs from base 1 to 528 and encodes 175 amino acids. NCBI's taxonomy places the organism in Eukaryota, Fungi, Ascomycota, Dothideomycetes, Pleosporales, Pleosporaceae. The transcript has 2 exons. The record is from RefSeq and is a predicted model, not a curated record.